AUGCCUGUUGCUGAGAUGUGAGUUGGCCACGUGACGUGCAUUGCUCGUGUAGGGACGCGCCGAGAUGUCUCUCCCUCAGCCACGAAUCGACCGACGGACCCGAUCGACGGCCCCGGUUGCCUGCGAAGUCCGGAGCUCUCGAAUGUUACGCCUCGAUAUCCCGCCUUCUUCGCUCGAACGAGACGUGUUUGUCUUGUGAAAUUUGAUGCUGAUCGUGUGUUGCUUUGCUCUCGUUCCCACCUACCAGGACCACCGCCGACGGACCUGCCUCCGCGAUCCUGCAAGAACUCUACUCCGCGACCGCUCGGACCGCUCGCGCCGCGGCCGCGUCGACGCUCGCGGCCUAUGUUCAAAAGAACGGCCUGCGCACGCUCGUCGUCGAUGCGAUCCUCGAGGACCUGACCCGGGCCGUCAAGGGCAAGGUCGUCGCUGAGCGUGAAGGCGCGAUCGCCGCUUUCGACGAGCUCUUCCGCAAGCUCGCCAAGGCCGGUGCCGACCCUUACCUCGUCCCCCUCCUGCCCGUCGUGUUGGACCGUCUCCAAGAGUCCGGCAAGACGGCUUCCAUCGCCGACAAUGCCGAAAAGGCGGCCAAGCAAUUGUGCCGCUUGACCCCUCCCGAACUCGCGCCCAAGACGAUCGAGCAGCUCUUCGAGGUCAUCGAGGGCAACUACAAGUGGAAGAGCAAGGUCUGCGCGUUGCAGCUGCUCGCCACUUUCGGCACCUCGGCCAAGGACCAGGUUGCUGAGCGAUUGGGCGAGUACGUCCCUCGUCUUACCGCGUCGAUGCGUGACACCAAGUCCGAGGUGAGUUUUCUGGUUGAUCAGUCUUCGGGGGCCUCAUCGCUGACGUGAGCUUUCAUUCACUUUCCGACUAGAUUGCCUCGCAAGCCGAGAAGACCGGUAUCGCAUUGUGCCACGUUCUCACCAACCCCGAUAUCCAACCUUUCGUCCCCGAUCUCGUCAAGUGCAUGGCCGACCCCACGACCGUCCCCGCCGCGAUCAAGCGAUUGUCCUCGACCGUCUGGGUCCGAGAGGUCGAUGGUCCCACUUUGGCUGUCGUCGCCCCCCUACUCACCCGUGCCCUAGGCGAGCGAGGCAACAUCGUCCAGCGUCAAUCUGUUGUCCUCAUCACCAACUUGUUCAAACUCGUCCGCUCGUCCGAUCUUGCCGCUCUCCACGCCCCCGCCGUCUUGCCCGGUAUCGAGCGAAUUAUCGAGUCGGCCGCUUUCCCCGAGAUCCGUGCCUUUGCCGAGGAGGCCAAGAAGGCCGUCGACGCGUCCAGGGAGGGUGCCCAGGUCCCCGCCGUCGACCACUUGUCCGAGGCCGCCGAGGACGAGAAGAAGUCUUUCACUGAGACCCAAGGUCUCGUCGCCAAGGCCUCAGGGGAGAAGCCCGACGCGUUCGCCGACCAGGCCUUGUCGUACGUCGCGUACGCCAUCUCGCACUUGACCCGCAAGCGUCAGUUCGAUGAGAAGGACUGGAGGGAGUCUUACGUCGGCCCUUACCUCGAACCCCUCGUUGGUAAGGCCUCUGCCGAGUCGCUCUCCGUCGAGCUCUUGAAGCGAUGGAUGGCAAUCGACAAGUCGCGCAUGCAAGUCGACCAGGAGGACGACGAUGAUGAAGAGGGAGAGAUCGUUACGGACUUGCCCUUCUCGCUCGCCUACGGUGGCCUGCUCUUGCUCAACCAUACGACGCUCAAGCUGCGCCGAGGCCACCGUUACGGUAUCUGCGGUGCCAACGGCUGCGGUAAAUCGACUUUGCUCAAGGCUAUCAACCGGAAACAAAUUGACAACUUCCCGCAGCACGUCAAGGCCGCCUAUGUAGAGCACGACAUUGACGGUGACGAGUCCGGGAUCACCGUCUGCGGCCUCAUGCUCGAGGAGCCUCGCAUCGAGGUCGACGAGAAGGAGAUCCGCAAGACCUUACUCGAGCUCGGCUUUGACGAGGAGCGACAGGAUGUUGCCAUCAACUCGCUCUCCGGUGGAUGGAAGAUGCGCGUCGCCCUUUGCCGUGCCAUCCUGAUGAAGGUUGACCUCAUGUUGCUCGACGAACCAACCAAUCACUUGGACACCAAAUCCGUCAACUGGCUGCAGGACUUCCUCAACGCGCAGUCGCACAUCACGUGCAUGAUCGUCUCCCACGACUCAGGAUUCCUUGACGCCGUCUGCACCAACAUCAUCCACUACCAGAAAAAGCAGCUCGUCUACUACAAGGGUAACCUCGCCAAGUUCGUCGAGAAGUGGCCCGCGGGAAAGGCGUACUACACCCUCUCGGACUCGGUCGUCAAAUUCACCUUCCCGGCCCCCGGUUCUUUGAUGGGUGUGCGCUCGCAGACGCGCGCUAUCCUCAAGAUGACCAACUGCACCUUCACCUACCCCGGUGCCAAGAAGCCGCAGUUGCAGAACGUCUCGUGCGCCGUCUCCCUUUCGUCGCGCGUCGGUAUCGUCGGCCCCAACGGUGCCGGUAAAUCGACCCUGAUCAAGCUCUUGACGGGCGAGACCGUGCCCGACGAAGGCAAGGUCGAGAAGCACCCCAACUUGCGUGUCGCGUACGUCGCCCAACACGCGUUCCACCACAUCGAGGAGCACCUUGAGAAGACGGCGAUGCAGUACAUCCAGUGGCGUUACCAGGACGGUGUCGACAAGGAGCAGGCCGCCAAGGCGACGCGCGCCAUGACCCCGGAGGAGAUCGAGCUUAUGAAGACCCCCAUUGUUGGUCGUACUGGCGAGUCGCGCUUCCUCGAGCGCAUCGUCGGUCGUCAAAAGCUCAAGAAAUCGUACUCUUACGAGUGAGUGGCACUGCUAGGUUGAGGCCCUUAUACAAAGCGCGGACAUUGACCCUUCACUCUCCCUUCUUUCGCGCUCAGAAUCAAGUGGCAAAACCUGCAGCACAAGUUCAACGCUUGGUUGCCCCGCGAGAGGCUCAUUGAGCUCGGCUUCUCCAAGCUCGUGCAAGAGUUUGACGAUUUCGAGGCUUCGCGCGAAGGUGCUGGAUCGCGUGAGAUGUCCGGCAAGCUCGUCCGCAAGCAUCUCGAGGACGUUGGUCUCGACGGUGACAUCGCCGAGUACAACGAAAUGAAGGGUCUUUCCGGCGGACAAAAGGUCAAGGUCGUCAUCGCUGCGGCCAUGUGGGCCAAACCCCAGGUGCUUAUUCUUGGUGAGUAGGCUGUCCAUCGUCAUCCAUGUCCCUUCAUCAGUUAGCUAAACUGCUCAUCUUUCCUCGCUCCAGACGAGCCUACCAACUUCUUGGAUCGUGAUGCUCUCGGCGGUCUCGCCGUCGGUAUCCGCGAGUGGACCGGUGCCUUCUUGUGCAUUUCGCACAACCAGGAGUUCGUUGGUGCUCUCUGCCCCGAGAUCUGGAACGUCGAGUCCGGCAUGCUCACGCACAAGGGCAAGGCCGCCGUCGCCGAGGAUGCGUUCGACUCGCAACCCCCGACACCCGGAACCCAGACCCCUGCCGUUUCGACACCGGCAUUGACAACUCCCGCUGGCUCGACGCCGGCGAUGUCGACCCCCGUUGGUUCGGGCGACGAGGCACGAGCCGCCUCUACGAUCGCCGGUGCCGAGAUGGCUUUCAAGGCCGCCAAGGGCAGGAAAAAGAUGUCGCGCAAGCAGAUGAAGGAACGUGAGGAAAGACGGCGGUUACGUACGCUCGCCUUCCUGUCCAACUCGAUCCCUGGUGCGGUGCGAGAACCGGAUACGGAUUCGGAUGAGGAUGUCGAUGGCAAGACGUUGCGCUCGACGCAGAAGAAGGCCAAAGGCAACUUGACGCCUUCGACCAUCAUCAAGAAGCAGUCCGAGGUCGAGACGGCCCCGACCGCACCGAGGUCUACUUUCUAA
Messenger RNA from Microbotryum saponariae, 3838 nucleotides. NCBI's taxonomy places the organism in Eukaryota, Fungi, Basidiomycota, Microbotryomycetes, Microbotryales, Microbotryaceae. The record is from the annotation of a GenBank genome assembly.